UUAUUAAAAUAAUAUCAGGAGUACUAGUUGACUACAAAAUCGCCAGAUUAUUCAUCACAAAGUCGUAAUUCUGUGAAUAAUAUGUGCAUGUGGACUGGAUGUGAUAUUUGAUACAUUUGAACACAGUGAAAUAAGCAGCUGCUGGACUUUUCGAUGUUUAGUUGAUAUUUUCUUGAGCGAUGUCUGCAAUAGCCACCGCCUCAGCUACCACUGUGUCAGUGGACGAAGAUGCCGACGAGUGUGGACCACAGUUGAUAUCUAAACUAGAGGGCAAUGGUAUCACAUCGGGAGACAUAAAAAAGCUGGAGGAAGCCGGGUACCACACUGUUGAGUCCGUGGCAUAUGCUCCGAAGAAAUGGCUGGUUACCAUCAAGGGCAUCUCGGAGCAGAAGGCGGACAAAAUACUGGCAGAGGCUUCUAAACUUGUGCCCAUGGGCUUUACUACUGCUACAGAGUUUCAUCAGAAAAGGGCUGAGAUCAUACAGUUAACAACGGGAUCCAAAGAGCUGGACAGGCUGCUAGGUGGAGGUAUCGAGACGGGCUCCAUCACGGAGAUAUUCGGAGAGUUCCGCACAGGCAAAACACAGAUCUGCCACACUUUGGCAGUCACUUGUCAGUUGCCGAUUGAGCAAUCAGGCGGCGAGGGCAAGUGUAUGUAUAUCGACACGGAGGGAACAUUUCGGCCGGAGCGCCUGCUGGCCGUGGCCCAGCGUUACGGCAUGGAGGGUGGCGCGGUGCUGGACAACGUGGCGUACGCGCGCGCAUACAACACCGAUCACCAGACGCAGCUGCUGCUGCAGGCCUGCGCCAUGAUGGCCGAGUCCAGAUAUUCCCUCAUAAUAGUAGACAGCGCCACAGCACUUUACAGGACCGACUAUUCAGGCCGGGGAGAGCUGAAUCCGAGACAGCAGCACCUGGGCCGCUUCAUGCGGAUGCUGCUCCGCCUGGCGGAUGAGUUCGGCGUAGCAGUGAUAAUAACCAACCAAGUGGUCGCUCAAGUGGACAGUGUGGGAGUGUUCAACGCGGACACCAAGAAGCCCAUCGGUGGGCACGUGUUGGCCCACGCCUCCACCACCAGGCUCUACCUGCGGAAGGGUCGCGGCGACAACCGCAUCUGCAAAAUCUACGACAGCCCCUGCCUGCCCGAGACGGAGGCCAUGUUCGGCAUCAGCACCGAGGGCAUCACGGACGCCAAGGAGUAGAUUUAGGGACACCACACACCAGUGCUGCCCUCCUAAGCUAAAAAGCGGUAUUCGCAUUAAGUUUUCAAUGAAAAUACGGCCUUUUAACUUAGGAGGGCAGAGCGUCUUUCGAUCGUCGGCGUCUAGUGGAAAAUGGCGUCGCUGCGCACUUGCGCUAACUGUUGGUGUAUGAUGAAAAGUCACUUUUUAUCAAAGAAAAACCGGUCAAGUGCGAGUCGGACUCGCGUUCCAAGGGUUCUGUACAUAAGUCCGACUCACGCUUGACUGCACAUUUCUAAUAGGUUUUCCCGUCAUCUAAUAGGUAAAGAACUAUAUCGGUACCUCAAGUGAGUCAAGUGUAACAAAAUAGACUGCCUGAAGUGCCUAACUAUAAGUAUUUCUUAUGUUGAUGUCGGCGGCCGAUCGUAAGAUCAGGCAUAUCGUAAAAUUCCUAGGCAUAUCGUGAAACGUGAAAAUCUUUGAUCCGUUCUCUGAGUCGACGGAGCCCCGCUACGCGGGGCUCCUAUUUCUGGGCAGUUUGCCCUUCGGGCAUAUGAAGCAACCUAUCCUACCUAUAUAUUGGUUUUAUGUGACUAUCGUCAAAACAUUACACAGGAACAUUACGAUCUGCCUGAUCUUACGAUCGGCCGCCGACAUUGACACGACAUGAUGGAUAAAAUUCAAAACGUUUUAUCUGUGUGAAGAGUAAAAUCGUAUUAAAAGAUAAAAAAAGGCUGACUAUGACGCAUAUGUAUAUGGCACCCGCACGACGACACUUCAUAAAAUGUAGUAGGUAUUUGUUUUUAUGGACAAACUGUAAUUUAAAUAUAUUAAGAACGGGUCAUUCGCGUAUUUUAAGUCGAAAAACGCUCGACAUGUUUCACUCCGUACCGACGCAACGCAAACUCCUGAUGACACUCCUCGGUACGGAGUGAAACAUGUCGAGCGUUUUUCGACUUAAAAUACGUGAGUGACCCGUUCUUAAUAUAUUUAAUAUGUCUGUGUCUCACUCACGAAAGUUUUGUUAUUAAAACUGUAAUUUAAGCUGCAAACGAUAUUGAUUAUUUAGCUAUUUAUAGUCCCAUCUUCUUGUUUUAAUUUUAUUGUAAAUACGUAAUUGUAAUUCUUAAUGAGACGAAUAAAAAUAUGAAUUAUA
Messenger RNA from Cydia fagiglandana, 2337 nucleotides. RefSeq names its product DNA repair protein RAD51 homolog 1 (gene spn-A). Gene Ontology annotation, cellular component: condensed nuclear chromosome. Gene Ontology annotation, molecular function: ATP hydrolysis activity; ATP binding; double-stranded DNA binding. The transcript is spliced from 8 exons. The record is from RefSeq and is a predicted model, not a curated record. Gene Ontology annotation, biological process: mitotic recombination; double-strand break repair via homologous recombination; DNA recombinase assembly. NCBI's taxonomy places the organism in Eukaryota, Metazoa, Arthropoda, Insecta, Lepidoptera, Tortricidae. Bases 180 to 1202 code for a protein of 340 amino acids.